This is a messenger RNA of Meriones unguiculatus (Mongolian gerbil), 5171 nucleotides long. It is a transcript of the gene Gper1, whose product is annotated as G protein-coupled estrogen receptor 1. Gene Ontology annotation, cellular component: membrane. Bases 407 to 1534 code for a protein of 375 amino acids. NCBI's taxonomy places the organism in Eukaryota, Metazoa, Chordata, Mammalia, Rodentia, Muridae. The record is from RefSeq and is a predicted model, not a curated record. The transcript is spliced from 2 exons. Gene Ontology annotation, molecular function: G protein-coupled receptor activity. Gene Ontology annotation, biological process: G protein-coupled receptor signaling pathway.
UGCUGGACGGCCACAAGCAUUGCGAGCCUGCUCCCUUCUCGGCAGGUCUCUCUCCUUGGCCUCUCCCUUUGAACCCCUGCUGGGCGUCAUGCCCAAGCUGCUGCAGGCCCAGGGUCAGGCCCCUGUGGGCGAGCUCCAGGUGCACCUCCAGGAGAUGGACCAGUGACACGGUGGCACAGGUGCCCAGAGAGCGAGUGGGCAGCAGGGGGGGCUGCCCAGCCCCGCCCAGGCAUCAGGCACCCUGUCCGCCCAUCUGGUUUUCUGCGACUAACAGGCUCCAGGACGAUCCUUUGCAAACGCCUGGCUCACUUGCAAGAGAAUCACCUUUCUUGGUGAAGAUGGAGCUGUCGCUAAGAACAGACUUCUGUGACCCUUUCAGCAGGCCCUGAAAGCGCCGAGGGAAGCCAUGGAUGCCUCUACUCCAGCCCAGAAUGUCGGCAUGGAGAUCUACCUAGGCCCCGGGUGGCCAGCCCCUUCCAACGCCACCUCCCUGGCCCUCAACCUGUCCGUGCCGCCGCAGGGCGACGGCCUGGGGAACCUCACCGGGGACCUGUCCGAACACCAGCAGUACCUGAUUGCCCUCUUCCUGUCCUGCCUCUACACCAUCUUCCUCUUCCCCAUCGGCUUCGUGGGCAACAUCCUCAUCCUGGUGGUGAACAUCAGCUUCCGGGAGAAGAUGGCCAUCCCAGACCUGUACUUCAUCAACCUGGCAGCCGCAGACCUCAUCCUGGUGGUGGACUCGCUCAUUGAGGUGUUCAACCUGGACGAGCAGUACUACGACAUCGCGGUGCUCUGCACCUUCAUGUCCCUCUUCCUGCAGAUCAACAUGUACAGCAGCGUCUUCUUCCUCACCUGGAUGAGCUUCGACCGCUACCUGGCGCUGGCCAGGGCCAUGCGCUGCGGCCUCCUCCGCACCAAGCACCACGCGCGCCUCAGCUGCGGCCUCAUCUGGAUGGCGUCGGUGUCCGCCACCCUGGUGCCCUUCACAGCCGUGCACCUGCGGCACACCGAGGAGGCCUGCUUCUGCUUUGCCGACGUCAGAGAGGUGCAGUGGCUGGAGGUCACCCUGGGCUUCAUCGUGCCCUUCGCCAUCAUCGGCCUCUGCUACUCCCUCAUCGUGCGGGCCCUGGUCCGGGCCCACCGGCACCGCGGCCUGCGCCCGCGCCGGCAGAAAGCCCUGCGGAUGAUCUUCGCCGUGGUCCUCGUCUUCUUCAUCUGCUGGCUGCCGGAGAACAUCUUCAUCAGCGUUCACCUCCUGCAGUGGACGCAGCCAGGGGACACUCCCUGCAAGCAGUCCUUCCGCCACGCCUACCCCUUGACGGGCCACAUCGUCAACCUCGCGGCCUUCUCCAACAGCUGCCUGAACCCCCUCAUCUACAGCUUCCUGGGAGAGACCUUCAGGGACAAGCUGAGGCUGUACGUGGAGCAGACGACAAGCCUGCCAGCUCUGAACCGCUUCUGCCACGCCACGCUCAAGGCCGUCAUUCCCGACAGCACGGAGCAGUCAGAGGUGAAGCUCAGCAGUGCUGUGUGAGGGGGACCUCCCGGACGGAGGAGGAACAGCCGGUGCUCAGGAGCUGCGCACCUGGCCCAGGCGGUGGCUAGCCCCGUGGCUUGGGGAACGCCACAAUGCUGGGUCAUCUCUGGCUGCAGGGAUCCUUCCUGACUGUCCGGCUCAUGUUGAUGCCAUCCAGAUUCAAGGGCCCGAGGCAGCAGGUCACAUGACAUUGACCUCUGACCUCAAACGGCACCUCGAAGGCCUGCUGCCUGGUUGUCUCUCCAUAGCCUCUGUCCCCAGAAGACAACUCUGCUGUGAUAGGCAGCCAGAAGGAUAGGCCACCCGACGGGGGCACCAGUCACACUUCUGCUCCGGGCCUGCCACGCGGGUGGAGGAGGCUAGAGACAGGGUGUAUGACCCAGACCCAAACUGGCUACAUUUCCUUUGCUUGUGAUAUAUAACUGACCAUGCACAUGCUGUCCAGUACAGCAAACCUUAAGACACCGGAGCCUUCUUCCUGUCCUCCAGAAGGCCUCGGGUCAUCCCAGACGCCACUCCUAACUCCUGAGUGGCCAGCAUAUCCGAGCUGAGAAAGGCCCUUUAACAAACCGCCCGGCUGCUCUGGGAUGCCCCCCCCCACACACACACACAAUGCCUGUUUACAAAGGUGUCUGCCGAUGUGGAGGUGGAAGGCUGGGGGUGCUCUGUGCGGGUCAGUGGGUGCCGCAGUGAGUGUGGGGCUGAGGGACUCGCCUCCACAGAAAACAAAACUGGGAGCCGUGAGAUGUAAGUGGACCUCAUUAAAAUGUAAAAAAGAAAGAGAAAUCGGUGUUCAUUCAGUGCCUGUGAAUAAAGCGCAGUCACUUGGCGACUCUUCUGUGCUCUGCGCUUCUUUCGGCAGUGAGGAGGCAUGGGUAAGGAGGCAUGGGUGAGGGAAGCACACCAGUACAGGUGGCCCACAGCCUCACACACCUGUGUGCCACUCUCAGCACCCGCCUGCGCACCAACGGUCACCCCAGCCUGCUGGCUACACCUGGCACUUCUGGGUGCCACAUCCUGUGUUUCACCUGGGCACCAAACGUGGCUUCCCUGUAACUCACACUGACAGUCACACUUUGCCUCAGUCAGGGGUCUGCACAGGACGGCUAUCUGUCCCAUCCCUAGGAGACUCCGGACUGUGAUGCAUGCCCAGGGCUAGGAGUCACAGGGCAUGCCUGGGGCCAGGACAGAGGGACUCUCUGGCCCUGCAUCACAGGCUCAGCCUCCACUCCCGACCACCCCCCUGGGAAGCUGCCCAUGGUGGAGGCCCACUGCUCUAGCCGAGGACCCUGGGGUCUCUAGACCCUAGAGUGUAGGAGCUGGGGCAGGACCUUAGGGGAACACAUGAGGUAACAUGGCGGUGACAGAAAUGACUCGCUUUGUCUCUAAAGAAUAUGCUAUUUUCCAUUCAAACCUAUGACCCUGCUUUUUUAUUUUGAUAACAAGCUGUAUUUGUAGAUAAGCCUAAGUGAAAAGGUAGGUGAUAUUUAAGGCAUUAAGUUAAAUAUUAAAGGUAUUUAAUUAUCUUUCCAGAUAUUUAAGAACAGUAUCUGGAAAGAGAACAGGAAGUUUAGUGGACUUGGCAGGGCCAAGAGUCAGCCAACUACACAGGACACAGAUUCCCUCUGCCUCGGUGCUCUGCAGGGUGGCAUGGCUGCCAGCCUGGAGUGAGUCCCUGCUGAGAACAAGUCUUCAAGAACCAGAGCAUCUGUCCCCAGCUUUCACCAGAGCCCUGUGCAGGGCUGGCUUUCUACCCGGGCAGGACGUGAGGUCGAGUCACCUCCAGGAUGCGGCCGGUGAAGAAGCAGCUGGUGUGUGCCUCUGUCUUACAGACCUCCACAACUCAGGUAGGAGUGCUCGACUCCACUCCAGCCAAGCCUCCAAGGUGCGCAGAGCUCAUGCCGCCCUUGCCAAACCAAGAGGUGUAAGACCUCGUCAGCAGCCUCGGAGCCCCGAUGAUGCGGGCAGCUCUGACUCGGCUCCUACGGACAGGCGCAAGGCGGGGCUUACAGUGGAGGCUGGCGAGUGAGGCUGCAAACCCUGAUGGGGUGACAUCACUGUACAUGCUGCAAGCUGCCUCGCUUGACCUCAGUGAUGGUGACAGAAACAGACCCCUGCCCGUUCCAAGUCACGGAAGAAGGCAAGGCUGGGCUGCAACUUUCCAAAUGUGCCUACGUGAGAGGCAUCUUUCCGGCUGUCCUCGGGCCAGUGUGAGGCACAGAUGUCUGAAAUCAGCUCUGGCUAGGGAGGUAGCCAAGGCCUGGGAAAGAGGACAACAGCCCCCUGGGGCCCCUGUGCAUAUCAUAUAGAGAAAAAACUAGGUGCUCAGAGUCUGUGAACGCUCAGAACCAUGGACGACAGAGGAUGGGGCUGGGAACAGAACCUCACCCUCCAGUACCCACACUGUCUCUACAGAGCACUUGGCAGCUCUGUGACAGGGAAGAAAGAGCCUGGGCAGCCGGGGAGCCAGCGCACCCAGAGGGCAGCCAGGGUCACCCUUUCCUCUUUACAGCUACACCACCAGGGCCGACAAUUCACCGCACCUGUGUGAAAUCCUAGAACACCUCUCAAGAGACAGCACCCCUUCCCAGUCCUCCUACAGGACAGGCCCGCUCUUUGCUGCCCAUGGCCGCAGCCCAACAUAAUGCCACCUCCUCUCUGCGGCUCCUGAGCAGAGGCUUCGGCAAGCUAGGUUCCGACAGGCUGGAGGCAGACAGGGUCGGAACCCAGCUCCUGCCUCCUCUGUGCCUCAAAGCACACUUGCCAUCCGCAGACGUGAGAACUGCUCUGGGGAUGGGUGGGGUGGAUGACCCAGCCCCAGGCAGGGUGGCCAAAAGGGUAAGGCGAGGCAGAAGGCUGAACCUAGGGGGACGGGGCAGGGCAGAGGUGGCUGGCUCUUUGGGGCCCCGUGCAGCCCAUUUGACCCCCCCUCAAGAGUGUGUCCGGGAGCUGAGCUGAGGCUAACACAAUUAUUCUUGGCAGGAACACCACAAGAUAAAAUCAAGGCGUUUUAAUUGCACUGCUGUUUCCUGGUAACCUGGCUCGCUCCUGCGGACAAAUGUAGUUCAGACCCUAGGAGGAGCAGAGGCAGCCACCGUGGGCACAGAAAACCUGCUUAGAACUGGAAACCGCUCCAUCACCUUCUCAUAGCUCAAUAAUGCGCUCCGCCUGCACCCCAGCCCACCCGCCCUCCCGGGCCCCGGCCAGCAAGACCUGAGCUACAAUUCAUUGUCUCCUCCCUGCUUCCGAGGGACAGAGGGGGCCAGCCGCCCAGCUGCGAGGGAGCGGCUCCUGACACACACAAAGGACAAUCGGCAAGCUUGACAGCACACUUGUCUUUUGGGGUUCUCCCCCCAAAGGCCUAUGGAGUGGCGCAGUGUGGGCGCUCUUCGGCCGCAGUCCUGAACACGAACCACGAGCACACAGCAGCCUCCCCUCCACUCCUUGGCAACACUUGGGAAAUUCAGUCCCGAGCGUCUCUGCUUCAUUAAUGCUUUUUAAAAAUUUGUGUGCACAUGUGUAUGGUGUCAGCAGGGGGUGGGAGAUGGGAAGUUGCUUGUGUGGAGGUCAGAGGCCAAUUUAGGAUGUCUUCCCCUAAUCGAACUCGAUAAUAAAGAUCUUUAUUUUUUUUUCA